Molecule: messenger RNA, 1299 nt
Organism: Symbiodinium sp. CCMP2592
Lineage: Eukaryota; Dinophyceae; Suessiales; Symbiodiniaceae
Source: the annotation of a GenBank genome assembly
AUGGCUGCGCCGGCACAAGGCUGGAGGAGGCAGCAAGAGCGGCGAAACUCGUCUUGGAGCAACCUUCAGAGGCGCCUGCAGAUGUCGGUCAAUCCGCUUGCAAGCGAGUCGGCUACUGUAGCCACGUGUCUUUGGGAGGACUUGGCAACGGCCGGCCUGGAGUUCUUCGAGUCCCAGGAAGAUCCGAACGGCCUGAUUAUCUCAGUGCAGCUCUUGAUCCGAGCUUUGGAGUUGAAGCGAUCGGAUACGGAGCUGCUGCAGCGUUUGGACGCCGUAGCGGCGGUGUCGGCCAGGGUGUCGCUUCAAGCUGAACUUCGUAACUCUGCGCCUGCUACUCCCGGGCUUGCGGCGCUUCGAGAAGCCGUGUCUUUGGCAUGGAGCAGAGGACAGGAACUUGGGGACAGUUGCCAGUGGGAACUGGCAGCUUCCAUGUUCGAGCGCAUCCACCGCAUCCUGCAGCCACUGGACACCCUGACACCGCAUGGACCAGACCUCGACGUGGCAAGGCUUCAGGAGCUCUGGAGUGCGAGGGCCUGGUGUCUGGUAUUGGAGGCAUCUGCCAGAGUCCAGCAGGCGAAGGAUCUUAAGACGAAUGCUCAAGACCGAAGCAUGCACCUGCAGCAAGCUCGCGGCAAUCUCGAUACGGCUCACAGGCUUCGUCGCCAGUCGGAGAAGGUUUCAGCAGAGAGCUUGGCCAAGACCGAGCUCCGGAGUUCUCCCUGGUCUCAUCGGCUCUUCAUGAUCCUCGUUCUUGUGGAGUUUGAGGUGAAGUGUCUGACCGGUGAAACGGAGGCAAGCUUGCAACAGUUCGUUGAGCAGGCAUCUUCUCAUGAAGCAGUUGGCCUCCAUAGCCUCUUGGCGAUGUCCAAAAUUCUUGCGGCAUCUUCAUACCGGCGGUUGGCCAUUCAUUGCUUGCAAAGCUAUCUUCAAGUCCUGACUGCCGCACGGGCUGCUGUGGACUACAAGCAGAUCGUCGCUGCCUAUCGCAACAUGGUGGCCUUGCUGUCCUCCAGGAAUGAAGGCUUCCGCCUUUUCGAAGGUCUCUGCAAGAUCUUGAGCCAAGCCAGCCAAGCAGAAGAGCUGGCCUCCGCCAACUUGGAGGACGAAGCCGCCUGGCUGAUCGCGAAGUCAUGGAAUACCGGUAGGUACUUCUAUCGCCUGCAGCAGUACAGGUAUGCGGAGCGCUGGAUGAGCAAGAGCCUUUCCUUCGCCAAGAUCUUCCCCGGUGUUCCAGGUCUGCCCUCACCUGAAACCAUGGCUGAGGGAUAUCGUUCGUGCUUGAAGCACUGCAGCACAUAG